UAUUGUAGCCAAAUGUAUAAAAUUUAUAAAUUAAUUGAUAAAUAAAAAAUAAAGUAAAGUAGCAAAUAGCCAAAUUAUAUAAAAUCUUAAUAAAUGCGAUGGGAAGAGUUAGGUUUUUGCAGGGAGAGAUAUUUCAAUUGUCAAAUAGCUAAACACCCAUAGCCAUAGCCAUAGCCCAUUGCAAUUUGAUCUCUAGUUUUGUUUGUGUUGGUUAGAAAUCAAUUGUUAUUGUUGAAUUAGGAUAUUUUUGUCAAUGGGAAUGGAUUUUCCGAUGAUGGGAAAAUGUGUAUCUAUGUUCAUCUGUAUAUUGGCAGCAUCGGCGACGACGUCUUUCCGGCCGGUGUAUUCUUCACCUACUUGUCAACGUCAUUUCAAAUCAUUUCUUCACGAUCUCAAUUCUCAGUGCCCGCUCUUCAUCCCCUCUUCUUCGCCAAUCCAGGUGGAUGGAGAAUCAUUAGAAAGAGCUAUGAGCUCCAGUCAGAAAAAUGAAUAUACGGCUGUUCUUUUCUAUGCUUCAUGGUGUCCAUUCUCAAGCAUCUUUCAGUCAAAGUUUUCUACUCUCAGUUCCAUGUAUCCGCAGGUCAAACAUCUAAUGGUCGAACAAACUUCAGUCCUGCCCAGUGUAUUUUCGAGAUAUGGGAUUCACAGUGUACCCUCGCUAUUGAUAGUGGAUCAGAAAUCAAGAAUGAGAUAUCAUGGUCAAAAAGAUCUUCAGUCUCUUGUAAAUUUCUACAGAAAAAAGACAGGGCUGGAUCCUGUAGUGGAUAUGGUUGAAGAUACAUCAUGUCAUUCGAAGAGCGAUCAAAAAGUUUCUCAGCUUUGGAAUGGAGCAUCGUUGAAGGAAAAAUUCCUGAAGGAACCUUAUCUAUUAUUCUCGAUAUUAUUUGUCAUGUCAAGGGGUUUUCAAUAUCUAUUCUCAGAGAUUGCGCCUCAUAUAAUGGCUAUAUGGGCAGCAUAUGUUCCUCAUUUGAAUAUUGGGAUUUUUGGAGAUUCGAGGCAGAUAAUAGGGCGAGUGUUGCAUGUGAUUGAUGUGAAUGGAAUUUGGAGCAAGCUGAAGAUGUGUAAAACAAGAAACUUCCAUAGAGGGGCGAGAAAUGCUCGGGUUUGGGCAUCAUCUCUGACAUCUUGAGAGCGCUGUAAAACUAGUUGAGGCUCGGCUCGUAAACGGAAGGAACUUCUGUGCUCCCUAUCUUCCUCUUAAUGUGAACUUCAAUUCUUGCAUACUUUGUAUUGAGAGUCACUAUACUCUAUGUAAAGACAUUUUGAGAUGUCUCUUGUAAUUUCAGUUGUAGAGAGAGGAAACACCAUGUAAAUUUUAACCAUUUUCAUUUUUUGUGUACAUUAUUUAUUGACAAUCGGUCCUGUAAAUUCUACGUUUGGGAAAUAGGUAAUUUUGCACUUA
This is a messenger RNA of Erythranthe guttata (spotted monkey flower), 1402 nucleotides long. Its product is annotated as 5'-adenylylsulfate reductase-like 5. NCBI's taxonomy places the organism in Eukaryota, Viridiplantae, Streptophyta, Magnoliopsida, Lamiales, Phrymaceae. The record is from RefSeq and is a predicted model, not a curated record.